CGAGGCUGGAGGUGGGGCCUCGCCUCGGGAGGGGCCGCCAGCGUGAAGUGGAGAUAGCGGCUGCGGCGGCUGCAGCGGUAGCGGGGCCGGCGGUGUGCGGGAGGCUGGAGCACGAACAGAUCUGCAGAACUGGAGUGACACAAGAGAAGACACCUAAACAGUAGCAUCCAGUGGUCCCUGGUUCAUCUCUGAGCGCCAUGUCCUGGCUCUUCACAAGGCUGAAGUGAGGGGUCAGGUGCCGGCCCUGCCCCGGGCCAGGGCAGCAUGACCAAGCCACGACUUUUCCGGCUGUGGCUGGUGCUGGGGUCCGCCCUCAUGAUUGUCUUAAUCAUUGUGUAUUGGGACAACGUAGGCACUGCUCACUUCUACCUGCACACGUCGCUGUCCAGGCCUCACACCCUGGAGCCCCUUCCCACACCCAGGCAGGGUGAAGAGAAUGAGUUCGCUUCCGAUGUGGAUGAAUUUUUGGAUAAGCUUCUUAGCUCUGGUGCCAAGCAGAGGGACCAUUCCAGAAGAAAGACGGAGCAGCCUCCAGUACUGGCCCCGAGCAACCCUGCACUGAGUCGCAUGGAGGAGAGCGUUCGUGGCUAUGACUGGUCUCCCCACAAUGCCCAGCAGAACCCAGACCAGGACCGACAACAGGCCGAGAGGAAAAACCUACUGCGAGACUUCUGUGCCAAUACCAGCCUGGCAUUCCCCACCAAGGACCGCUCUUUCGAUGACAUCCCUAACUAUGAAUUGAACCACCUGAUCGUGGACGACCGCCAUGGAAUCAUCUACUGCUACGUGCCCAAAGUGGCCUGUACCAACUGGAAGCGAGUGAUGAUCGUGCUGAGCGAGAGCCUGCUGGACCGCGGUGCCCCCUACCGUGACCCCCUGGACAUCCCCCGCGAACAUGUGCACAACUCCAGCACACACCUGACCUUCAACAAGUUCUGGCGACGCUAUGGAAAGUUCUCCCGCCAUCUCAUGAAGAUCAAACUGAAGAAAUAUACCAAGUUUCUGUUUGUGCGGGACCCCUUUGUGCGCCUCAUCUCCGCCUUCCGCAGCAAGUUUGAGCUGGAGAAUGAGGAAUUCUAUCGCAAAUUUGCAGUGCCCAUGCUGAGGCUGUACGCCAACCACACCAGCCUGCCUGCCUCGGUGAGCGAGGCCUUCAGCGCAGGCCUUAAGGUCUCCUUUGCUAACUUCAUCCAGUACCUGCUGGACCCACACACUGAGAAACUGGCGCCCUUCAACGAGCACUGGCGCCAGGUAUACCGCCUGUGCCACCCGUGCCAGAUAGACUAUGACUUUGUGGGCAAGCUGGAGACGCUGGACGAGGAUGCCGCCCAGCUCCUGAGGUUCCUCAAGGUGGACACACAGCUCCACUUCCCUCCAAGCUACCGGAACAGGACUGCCAGUAGCUGGGAGGAGGACUGGUUCGCCAACAUCCCCCUGGCCUGGAGACAGCAGCUCUACAAACUCUAUGAAGCAGACUUUGUCCUCUUUGGCUACCCCAAGCCAGAAAACCUGCUCAGGGACUGAGCUCCCCAGUACUCAAUACACACUCAACGUCAUCCCUUUAACCCUGUGUCUGUCUCAGUGUGUCUAUCCUCUGAGGAUGGGACCCUGUGGCCAUUUGGGUUUUCUUGUGACUUUCUUCCCCUCCUAGUAUGAUGGAGAGGAUGGCACGAUGGGAUGCCCUCCCCAUCAAAGACGCUGGGACAACCCAGACCCCAGCACCUCAUGCUCUGGGGUCUCACCUUUCCCACCCUUUUGCAAUUGACUCUUUGUUUACUCCACAGCCUGUAUUCACGGAACACUGUGUUAAUAUUGUUUUCUAAGAUUAAUAUAUUUCAGAUAUAUUUAAUACAAAAGUGGGAGGGAGCUGGAGUAAAGUGUGGCACCCAGA
Molecule: messenger RNA, 1891 nt
Organism: Nannospalax galili (Upper Galilee mountains blind mole rat)
Lineage: Eukaryota; Metazoa; Chordata; Mammalia; Rodentia; Spalacidae
Gene: Chst12
Product: carbohydrate sulfotransferase 12
Exons: 3
Coding region: 265-1524 (419 amino acids)
Biological process (GO): carbohydrate biosynthetic process; proteoglycan biosynthetic process
Cellular component (GO): membrane
Molecular function (GO): sulfotransferase activity
Source: RefSeq, a predicted model, not a curated record